Molecule: messenger RNA, 2334 nt
Organism: Lytechinus variegatus (green sea urchin)
Lineage: Eukaryota; Metazoa; Echinodermata; Echinoidea; Temnopleuroida; Toxopneustidae
Gene: pigz
Product: GPI mannosyltransferase 4-like
Exons: 3
Coding region: 108-1961 (617 amino acids)
Biological process (GO): GPI anchor biosynthetic process
Cellular component (GO): endoplasmic reticulum membrane
Molecular function (GO): alpha-1,2-mannosyltransferase activity
Source: RefSeq, a predicted model, not a curated record
ACCUUGACGUAUUAUGUAUUUAUUUUUCCCUCCUCAGACUUGACCGCUCGGCGAUACCAUAGUGUCUACCACUCGAUGCUGGUAGCUGGAAAUUUUUAAAUUUCAAGAUGGGUAAUGUCUACAAGUUUUGGUUUGGUCUUGUUGUACUUCGCUUCAUUUGGUGUAUAUGGCCUCAAAAGAGCUAUGUGGAUCCUGCUGAAUUCUUUGAGGGAACAGACAAACUUGCUGCUCGUAUAUUUGGGUUUCCAAGCACAUCAGCUCCUGGCUAUGAUACUCCCAAACCGCAGACAACCAUUUUCUUUCCCUACAUCACUGCUGGAUUUGGCUUCCACGUCCUCCGGAAGUUGGGUGAAAUAGGACUUGUCACCGUAAAUGAGCGAACUCUUCUCAUCGCCCCACGCCUGGCGAUCACUGCGGUUUCCUUGCUCUGCGAUUCCUGCAUUUACAACAUAGCCACGAUCUUAGGACAAGAUGCAGGAGCCUGUAUGAUCAUCUUCGCCAGUUCCUUUGUGACUUUAGUCUUCAUGACCCGUAACAUGACUCAUGUCAUUAGUGCCUGCACCUUCGCUCUGUUGCUUCUCUUGGUAGUGGACUCUCGUAAGAGUCAGCUGGUUCCAAAGACGCCAUCCAAAGAUAAGAAAGGGAAGGAGAAGAAGAUGGUAAAGAGAGAUCCUAACCAUGGUUUUUGGUUGGGUGUUUUCGUCUUGGAGGGUGUCUUCAACCAUCCAUCCUUCUUCAUCUAUUACCUGAUUCCUAUGGCCUUCUGGCUUACAGGAUCUGCUUCCCAGUUAAGUUCCGGAGCUCUCAGAACAGUCUUACACAACCUUGCAUCCUUGCUACCUGGUAUCAUCACAAUGGGUACCUUCCUUCUUAUCCUCGAUUCCACUUUCUAUGGAACCCUUGAUGCGCAGAUCAUCCUGGACCCUAAUAAGCUCCUUGAGAAUCUUAACUCUGGGUUGCUACGGAACUUGACAGUCACGCCCCUGAACUUCCUGCAGUACAACUUCCUGGAUGCUCCUCUUGAAAUCCGACCUAAACUUGCCCAUCUUCUGUUCAACCUCCCACUGCUCUUCUUCCCUCUUGUCAUCUGUUUCAUUUCAGAGAUCUUCCUGGUGUACAGCGGAGCAGAUACCAAGGACAGGAAGACAUUUUCUACAUCCACAAGCCGUGCAUUCUUUGCGCUAGUCUUCACCACCCCGCUUCUGGUCUUCUCUCUCUUGCCAGACCAAGAUCCUAAACUCCUGCUACCCCUGAUCAUCCCUCUGGUGCUCCUCUAUGCAGAGUAUGUGGUCUACCCUGCAACAGGUAUGCCUAAUGCUCCAUGGAUCAUCUGGAAUGUUUUAUUUGGAUUGAUAUUUGGAGUUGUGUUGCAGGGUGGGAUGGUCCCAGCCCUCAAAGACAUCAAAACGACAGUCACGGCACCUGUUGUUGAUAAACCCAUAUUGUACCACUAUGUUUUCUAUCAUACCCCUACCCCACCUGAAUACCUGCUAGCAUUACCGCCCCAAGGUGUAAGAUCACAUCACCCAUCCCAUCAGUUCCUAAUACAUGACCUUGGUACAAUGGACCGCUAUGAUAUGCAUCAGAUGAUCGGCUCUCUCCUGAGGGAUGACAAGUCAGCAGGAGAGUCACCAUCAUUCAAAAAGGAGAUCUAUGUCAUAGCACCCGCGUCUAUAGACGCCCUCUUCUGUCGAAUCAAUGUCAAGUUCACCUACAAACUUGUGAAGAGUUUCUCUCCCCACCUUGACCUUAAUGAACCUCCGUACCUAUUUCCAAACUAUGUAUGCAACGCAGAGAAGGAUCGUAGUUAUUUUCGCAUGGGCAUUCGGGAUCGUAUUCCGGCGCUGUUCUCGUUGAAUAUGUACAAGGUAGAGAUUGUUCGUCAUUUGGGGACUGAGAAUGUAGUGAAAUAUAAAGAUAAGCAGAAACAGAAAUCCAAAGGAAAGAAUCCUAACCAGUAGCUGAAAAGGAUUUGUUGUGGUAUAGCUGUUCUCUCAUUCUUAGUGCAUGCUUAUCCACCUAUGUUUGUGACUUUCUAUUUCUGUUCUCAUGUGUUGUACUGGUAAUUUUUUGUUUCUAAGGGACCAUUUGUCUUUCAUGUUUCAUUUAUAAUUACUGAUGCAUGAGAAAUCUCAGGGGUAGCACCUUUUUCAUAGUUAUUCUGGAGGGUUUAAAGUGCAUCAAUUUCAUUGCCAAACCCUAUUUUGGAGGAUAUCUGGAGCUAAAAAUAUCAUUGUUAUCAGAGGUAAUUUGGAAGGACUAUAGAAUAGUUGCCUUUGGGAGUGUAUGUCUGAUUUAUGAGACAGGGUUCCCAGCCCAUCAGGGAAAAUUAUU